UGACAUAGAAGACAUUAGCAGUAUAUUCUUUAUCGUGCUCUCCCUCCCUUGUUUGCUCAAUCAAUUGACCAACAUAUACAUUCCCAUCAGCCUCGACGGUACUAUCGCCGUUCACGACGCCUGUUCAUGCAUGUGAGCAUUCUGUCCCACCCGUGCAGACCCAGAACUCACGAUCGUCCAUACUUCAGGCGCGAACGUAUCUUCAUCUUCGACUUCGCGGAUCGCUUUCGACAACCUUCAUUUGAGGUACAGCCUCGCGCUGUUUGGAAAUAACUGUGUACCGGUCACUGUGACUCCUGAUGAUUCCCACGAGCCUUCUGGGUCAUGGCACGCGCCACGCGAUGGGAGGGUAUUCCUCUACCCGCGUCGUAGUACUCGGUCUAGGGAAAAUACUGUUCUUACUCCUGGGGAGUCUGCCAUUCCUUCAUGCAGCACCUCUUCAUACUUCCUCUGUCAGUAUCCUGGAUGAAGUCGAGCCAAAGGAGCCCGAUGACCCAAGUCUGUGGGUCUAUCUCAGUACCGCUAUCGUCCUAGUCCUCCUGGGAGGCGUGUUCGCAGGUCUUACAAUAGCCUUAAUGGGCCAGGAUGAAGUCUACCUACAAGUCAUCGCAGCCUCUGGGGAAGGAAACGAACGGAAGAAUUCCGCCAGAGUGCUUCGGCUGCUAAAGAGGGGGAAACAUUGGGUUCUCGUCACCCUUCUGCUCAGUAAUGUUAUCACGAAUGAGACACUACCAAUUGUACUUGAUAGGUCUCUGGGUGGUGGUUGGCCCGCUGUCGUCGCAAGUACCGUAUUGAUCGUUAUCUUUGGUGAAGUUGUCCCACAAUCCAUUUGUGUCCGCUUUGGUCUUCCCAUUGGAGCUUGGUGCGCUCCAAUGGUGACAGUGCUCAUGUGGAUUAUGUCUCCCGUUGCAUACCCGACCGCGAUGCUCCUCGAUAAAGUCCUAGGCAAAGACCAUGGCACAAUGUACAAAAAGGCGGGACUCAAGACAUUGAUGACGUUGCAUAGAACCCUUGGCACCUCUCCAGAUGAACGCUUGAACCAAGACGAAGUUACAAUCAUCAGCGCUGUUCUAGACUUGAAAGAUAAGUCUGUCGGUACCAUCAUGACGCCGAUGAAUGACGUCUUCACACUGUCUGCAGACACCGUUUUGAACGAGGACAUGAUGGAUACUAUUCUGUCAGCAGGUUACUCACGCAUUCCAAUUUACGCUCCGGACAACCAGAGGAAUUUUGUCGGCAUGCUUCUUGUCAAAAUGCUCAUUACCUAUGAUCCAGAGGACUGCCUGAAAGUUAGGGACUUUGCUCUCGCUACACUGCCCGAGACACGUCCCGAGACUAGCUGUCUAGAUAUCGUCAAUUUCUUCCAAGAGGGCAAGUCACAUAUGGUUCUGGUCUCGGAUUUCCCAGGAGAAUCUUUUGGUGCUCUAGGGGUCGUUACUCUAGAAGACGUCAUCGAAGAGUUAAUUGGAGAGGAAAUCAUCGACGAGUCUGAUGUGUUUAUCGACGUUCACAAGGCCAUCCGUCGCAUGGCUCCUGCACCCCGUUCGAGGGUGCCGAAGGGCGAGGUGGUCAACAAUGAUCUAGAGAACGUAAAGCGUGCUCUCGAGGUACCAGAGUCCCGUGAUGCCUCUACCGAUAGGGAUCCAAGGCAAUCUAGGAAAGGAUCUACAGUCGAAUAUGGACAAAGCCCGAAGACAACGACAUUCCUCAUGCGCAGAAAAAGUAGUGGCACCGAUGCACCAAAUGGACAUGCCACGACGCUACGGACCAGUGAUCAAAAUCAGAUUCGAGAGCAUCUUAAGCAUCUUGGCCCGUCCAAUGCUGCCAGCAAGCCCAAAACUACUCGCUUUUCCGCAGUCAAAAUUAAACCUGGAGUUGGUACUAUUCCCGAGAACCACUCAGCGCCUCAACGGCCAACGACUGUACAUGCAGAUACCGCGCCUCAGGGGGGCUUUGGAGAAGGGCUACUCGCAGGAGGUGGUCGCGAUGCCAGUGAUGGUGUAAUCGCUCUUGCGCAAGGCUACGGGACAUUGACCAGAAGUCCAACCCAAUCUAGGGACGCAGAUAACUCCAAGCCGGACAGCGCCAGUGAUAAUGACAACACCCCACGACCAAAGUAUAAAUACGGUUUAUCAGAAAAUGCGUUCGACAGCACUGAUAAGCUGGUCAUCGAUAGCAAGACGCCCGAAUUACGAAAGUCGGACUCACACAGUACCAUCGGAUCGCUACACUCAAAUGUCUCACAAGAGGAACCGAAAAGACGAAACACUGCGCGCAGUGGCAGUAUCACUGAGAACUUCAUUGAUCACGGAGGCGUCAAGAAGAUGAUACUCGAAACGACGAGUAGCUCGAACAGUGACGACGGCGAUAAUCACGAUGAUAACCAAGCAGGGCCCAGCAAGGACUCCAAGCAUGACCAGAAAGACGGCGCAUCGGCAUCAGAAACGACCACCAAGUCAAAGAAAAAGCGGAAGAAGCGUGUAAACAAGAAAAAGAAAGGCGGCGACAGUGGCAAUGGGAACGAUGACGAUUCAGAGCGAGCGCCGCUACUUCACAAAUAGUCUUGGUACUUCAUACUUUAUAUUUCCCCUCUGUUUGACUAUACACCUAUUUUUUGAGGCCGAGUCGUAGAUUGGAACACUUCGUCCUGAGCGAAGAUCCGGGCGUCAAAAGUCUGCACUUCCAAUGCAUAUCCCGGAGUAAACAUUAUAAAUAAUUCAAAUUACAAUGCGCAUAAAGUCCUGCGCUUCAUAACUACUUUUUGACUUGUCGAAGUUACAUAGAUAGGCUUUAUUCUCGCCUCACUAAUAGAAAGUAGCUAACU
Messenger RNA from Pseudovirgaria hyperparasitica, 2824 nucleotides. Its product is annotated as DUF21-domain-containing protein. NCBI's taxonomy places the organism in Eukaryota, Fungi, Ascomycota, Dothideomycetes, Acrospermales, Acrospermaceae. Gene Ontology annotation, cellular component: intracellular membrane-bounded organelle. Bases 300 to 2561 code for a protein of 753 amino acids. The transcript has 4 exons. The record is from RefSeq and is a predicted model, not a curated record. Gene Ontology annotation, biological process: magnesium ion homeostasis.